Lathyrus sativus (Indian pea) is the source of this 1350-nucleotide messenger RNA. Lineage: Eukaryota; Viridiplantae; Streptophyta; Magnoliopsida; Fabales; Fabaceae. The record is from the annotation of a GenBank genome assembly.
AUGGCAGAUCUCAAAGAGAGGUUAUUGCCACCAAAACCGGCAUCAGCUUUUACCUUGAGAGAGGUUGCCGGUCGACCAACUGCCUCUGGAAGACAUCCUUUUCAAGGGGUGGAUGUUUUGGAGGUGAAGAAGCGGGGCCAAGGUCUUAAAUCAUGGAUUCGUGUUGAUACGUCUGGAAACUCUCAGGUUAUGGAGGUAGACAAGUUUACUAUGAUGCGGCGAUGUGAUCUUCCUGCCCGUGAUCUCCGUCUUCUCGAUCCUGUGUUUGUUUAUCCGUCAACAAUCCUCGGUAGAGAGAAGGCUAUUGUUGUCAAUCUAGAGCAGAUACGGUGUAUUAUUACAGCAGAUGAGGUUCUUCUCUUGAAUUCCCUUGAUAAAUAUGUGUUGCAAUAUGUGAUUGAUCUCCAACGAAAGUUGACAACAGCCGGGGCAGGCGAGGUUGGCGACAUGGGCGAGGUCUGGCAAUCAGACAAUUCUGACAUGAACCAAAGGAGAGGCAAUAGGAAUUUUGAAAAUUUAUGUAGCAACACUUCCCCUGAUUAUUUACCUUUUGAAUUCAGGGCUCUUGAAGUUGCCCUUGAGGCAGCAUGCACAUUUCUUGACACCCAGGCGGCAGAGUUAGAAAUUGAGGCUUAUCCGUUGCUGGAUGAACUGACAUCAAAGAUCAGUACUCUUAAUUUGGAACGUGUUCGUCGGUUGAAAAGCAGACUUGUUGCCUUGACUAGGAGAGUUCAGAAGGUUAGAGACGAAAUAGAGCAGCUUAUGGAUGAUGAUGGUGAUAUGGCUGAAAUGUACCUUACCGAGAAGAAAAGCCGGAUGGAAAUGUCAUUUUAUGGUGAUCCGUCUAUGAUUGGGUAUAGAUCAGCUGAUGGUGCAUCCAUCUCUGCUCCAGUCUCUCCUGUUUCAUCACCACCCGACUCUCGGAGGCUAGAUAAGAGCUUGAGCAUGGCUAGGAGUCGACACGAAAGCAUGAGGAGUACCGAAAGUAAUACAGAAAAUAUAGAAGAGCUUGAAAUGUUGUUAGAAGCAUACUUUGUUGUCAUUGACAGCUCACUAAACAAGUUGACAUCGCUAAAAGAAUACAUCGAUGACACGGAAGAUUUCAUCAACAUUCAACUGGAUAAUGUGCGGAAUCAGCUUAUCCAAUUUGAGCUUUUGCUCACAACUGCAACAUUUGUGGUUGCAAUCUUUGGAGUGGUGGCAGGAGUAUUUGGGAUGAACUUUGAAAUUCCAUUAUUUAAUGUCCCAUCUGCAUUCCAAUGGGUCCUUAUAAUAACCGGAGUCAUUGGAGUUUGUAUAUUUUCUGCAUUUGUAUGGUUCUUCAAAUACAGAAGACUCAUGCCGCUUUAG